UGGUUGUUAAAUGAGGUGAUUUCACAUCACAACAUUCCCAUCUCGAGUUAAUCCCGUUAAUCUGGCGUAGAAUUACAUAUCUGCAAUGAUUGGCACCAGAUUAACGGGCCUCAAGUAGUUGAUACUGGCAUUCAAACCCUCAGCAACCAGUAGUUGUGCAAACAUUGCUUAGUUAACAGUUACGACUGACAGUGUCGCAGGCCUUUAUCAGAUCGCCGUUUGGCACAGUGACCAAAGUAAUGGGUAGCGAUUGUUCCAAACGCUCUGGCCAAUCCGAUAUCAGCGCCCGUCCGUCCAAAGUUGUUAAAAUGGGCGCAUUUGGCGACACCGAUGGAAACAUUUGCAUCGAAUCCAUUCAGAGGGACGAUCUGAUGGUGAUGAAUGUCAUUCAACAGGAGCUCCAACAGAAUGCGCAUGCGUUUGUGUUGAAUAACUUGAUUUUGAGUCUUCAGUUUUUCGCCGAUCACAAAGAACUGAUCAAGCGCCUCCAGCAAGUAUCGGCGACGCCCCAGGAAAAAGAGAUGAACAAAACCCUGCUCAAAGAUGAAACCAUGGAAUGCACGUAUCCAGACGCCAUCCUGGAGGAGGUGAACAAGAACAUCAUCUAUAGAACCACUGAUGAGUACAGCCAGUCUGAAGCGCUCUUCACCCGGCGCAUUUAUGUGAUCAACGAUCUCAUUGAGGUGGUCAAGUCGGACGAGAUUCCCCAAUACACGUCCAUCGACAAGCCGUGCUACCAGGUGAAGAUUGAAGAUUGCAAAAGGAAAGGCUUCCUGAAGCUCCAGCAGGUGGAAAACAACGCCCCCAUCCUCAACUCCAGAGAAUAUGAGGAAGACUACGAGCCCCUGCCAGGGCCCUCAUCCAGAUCUGAUUCGGAAUGCGACUACUCACGCAUCACCGAACUGAGAACCCCCAAAGUCAUCGAAAUCGAUCAAGCAAUUGAGCGAAGGGACACUCUUCCCGAAACCUGCUUCACUCAUCGGAAGAUCAAGUGUAUCCCAGUGGACUCACUGGAAGAAGACGACGAGCAGCAACGCCUGGAGUUCCUGGCGAACUUAAAUGAGGCCGAUCUGAUCAAAGACGUCAUCUACAUCAACUCCAGCGGCGUUAUGAAGUACUUCCAAAACACCCUCUUCCCCAUAUCGCUGGGGAAGACUCUGGGCUUCAGUGAGGAGGCGAUCUUCAUGGCCAAGGCUAUUCCCGGCCGCAUAUUCUGCGACGAAAUCGACAUCGAAACCAACGUGAAAAAGGCCUUUGAGGUCAUUCCAGCGGUGGGCAUCCCGUUCCCGGACGACCAGACCAUUGAGUUUGUAUAUCGAGAGGAUCGGCCUACUAUAGUGGACCGAAGAACGGGCGUCAAGUACCGAUGGCCUACGACAGGAACUGGCGGGAUGAUCGAGGAAAUUCGGAACAUGUCAGCAGUGCUGGUGCCCAAGGGAUAUGCGAAGAAAAAGGGCGUGAAUAGAGAUGCGAGUUUGGAAUGGGAAGUCAAUUUCCCUAAAGCAGAACGGUACUUGGAGGCGCGCAUGUCCCACGCCCAGAUGAAAUGCAUGCUCCUGCUGCUCACACUGCACAAGACCUUCAUAGCGCCAGUGACGGCGCAAAAUGGGCUCUUGCCCGAACACAUUCGCACCCAUAUGUACUGGCAGUGCGAGCGCGAUUACCGGAACUGGCCGGAACAUCGACUGGGCACCAAAUUGCUCCGAGUCAUCAAAGAUCUACAACACACCCUUUUCUUAGGUUCACUACCGCACUUCUUCAUCAAAGAUCGCGAUCUAUUCGAGAACAUUCCCAAACAGUACCUGAACUAUGCCCAAAAGGUGCUGCUGCAAAUCCUCAACAACCCAGUGCCGUACUUUGUAAAAGCGCUAGGGAACUUGCGCUACACCAGCGGCAAAUUCUACCCGCCCCUGGACUUGCAGGAACUCUACCAGGCCCUGAAAACCAAGUCAAGUGCCGCCUUGGUCAAUCCCCAGUUGAGCUACCAGCUGGUGCCGCAGCUGAAGCGGAGACUCUACAGGGACCCCGACCAGCAAAUGAAGCACCUGAAGUAUCUGAAAAAGAAGGAGCAACUGCUAAGGGAGCGCGUGCUGGAGAAGGAAGCGGAGCGCAAGGCUAGGGAAAUGGAUGAAGUGUUGAUGAAGGAAAUGGUGGAUGUCGAGGAGCCCAUUGACAAGGAGCUGGACAUUUGGAAGACCAAGGCUGUUCUGGACAUUUUCAUCCGACACUACAUAGACAUUGCCAGGAAAAGCUCGAAUAUCGCCAAUUCCGAACAGGCCCUGUUCUACCUGAAGCAGGCCGCAUAUUUGGCCAAAAUCCUGGAAGAUACCUCAGGAGCCUUUUUGGAGGAAAUUCGGGAAUACCGACAAACCAUUGCCAAAGAGGAGGCGCGCAUUAAAAGAAAAUCCGUCAGGUCGAUUUCCUUCAGUGAAAACAAACCUCCCACACCAUUGCGCAAUUCCAACUCCUUCAGCGUCCAGGAAAUCAAUCAGCAACUGAAGUUUGGCUCGAUUAAGCUGAACAAUCUACAAGUGUCGUUUACGAAUGGGGCCCAGCCUCCGGCUGUCCCCAGAAGCCUUAAACCGUCCGCUGUCCAGAGGAGUGACAGUCACAGCAAGCAGAAUGGCUUGGUUCCCAAGCAGCGGAAAACUGUAGCUUUUGUCGAAUAGUUGUAUGUUUUUCUUUCUACCCUAGUAGGGCUUCAGGAGGAUCAGUUUUUCAGUAGAAUAUAACGUUUUUGUAUAUAAAUAGCUUUUGUAAAUAGGCGCUGAUGUUAGGAUAAGAACGCAAUGUAAAGAAUAAAUUAUUGACGCUUA
Molecule: messenger RNA, 2816 nt
Organism: Dendroctonus ponderosae (mountain pine beetle)
Lineage: Eukaryota; Metazoa; Arthropoda; Insecta; Coleoptera; Curculionidae
Exons: 9
Coding region: 240-2669 (809 amino acids)
Source: RefSeq, a predicted model, not a curated record